AUGAUGACACUCGACGAGGCCGACAGUCACGACAUGACGGAGCGCUUGCUGGGCGCCACGGCCGAGACGAGCUCGUCCACGUCCACGGCCGCCCUCUCCAGUGACUUUGAGCUCGUCUCGGAUCGUGAGACGCUCGUGUUCGAGGGCGACGCGGGGCGACAGCAGCGACGUGACAAGCGCCGCGGCUUGUUCCAAACGUACUUUGUGGAGAAGGUCCGGCCAGGAUCAGUGAAAGGCUCCAUGUUCACGAUGACCGUCGCGAUCGUAGGGGCCGGUGUCUUGGCACUCCCCUUUGCAGUGCAGCAGACAGGACUUGUGCUGGGCAUUGCUCUGAUUCUAUUGGGCGCAAGCGCGACCAACUUUACGCUGCGGACGCUACUGGUGUGUUCGAACUUGGGGCAAGCACGGUCGUACAUGGACUUGGCGUCGGCUACGGGAGGGCGCAGGCUGGCGGCAUGUACACAGCUGCUUGUGUGCAUGAACUUGUUUGGAACGUCGGUCGGCUACCUCGUGGGCAGUGCAGAGCUCAUUCAGCUUGCACUGCGAGCUGUCUUGGGCCACACGAGCUCGAGUAUCUUUCUGGAUCGACAGGCAUUGAUCGUCAUGCUCACGUGUUUUCUCGUCCUGCCGCUAUCGCUUUUACGCAGUCUGGAGUCGUUGCGAUUUUCGUCGUUGUUUUCGAUCGUUUGUAUCGUGUUCAUGGCGCUAGUGAUUGUGGUCAAGUACUUGCAGUUUGUGCACGAAGGAGUGGCUCCGACAAUGGCAUACCAGCUGACGCACUUGGCGCUUUUCGACUGGCGUCUUAGCCACUUGCUGCGUGCGAUUCCGCUCAUCGUGUUUUCGUUCACUUGCCAUCCAAACGUACUGCCUAUCUACUUGGUACUGAAGCGUCGGUCCAGCAAAAGGAUGUACAAGGUCAUGAACCGCAGUAUUGGAAUCGCGACGACGGUGUAUGCACUGUGUGGCUUCUUUGUGGUGCUCACGUUUGGCACGGCCACGAGGUCCAAUUUCCUACGAAACGACUACCGCGGCGACGGCGCUGUGAUCACUGGGUGUAUUGGCUUCAGUAUCGCGCUCAUUCUCACGGUGCCGUUGUUCAUCCACACACUGCGCGACAACAUCCGCGAGGCUUUAUUGGCAAACCGCCGACUCGACUUACUGCGCCACGUCGGUCUCUCACUGUUUCUAGUACUUGCCACGCUUCUAGUGGCUCUGUUCUCUGGCGACAUAGCGUCCGUUCUUGGCGUGCUUGGUGCUACAACGAACCCGAUGAUCUGCUUCGUGCUGCCAGCGUUUUUUGUCGUCCGACUAGGCGGUAAGCACCAUCGAUCCAGCCAGGUCAUCGCCGUGAUAAUGGCAGUCGUCAUGACUGUCGUAAGUGGGCUCAGUCUGCUCCAGCAAAUGAACAUCAUCGCGUAA
Hyaloperonospora brassicae is the source of this 1419-nucleotide messenger RNA. NCBI's taxonomy places the organism in Eukaryota, Oomycota, Peronosporomycetes, Peronosporales, Peronosporaceae. The record is from the annotation of a GenBank genome assembly.